CUUGUUCACAGCAGACAUUCGUAUUCUGGGUUUUUAAUUAUAAAAACGCAGGACAUGAUAGUUGGCCGUUUUUUUCUUAAUGCGUUGAUAUGAGAAGAUGCACCGCUAUUAAUAGAUAUAUUUCGACAACUGAAAAGCUUAAUACUUUGUGAUUGACAUUUUGUAUCUUCCAGUGCGUCACCGCAAUACAGCCAUGGCAUGACGUGAUUACUGUGCGUCUGAUUUGAAAGUGUUGUAGUAACGAACUCUACUAUACACAUCUCUCUCCAAGUAUAUCCGUUGGAUAUUUAGGUGAGGAGCAAUAAUCUAGACCUAGAAAGACAACCCCGUAGUGCGAGAUGUCUCACUCGCAGCCGUCUGGCCCGCUUCCCUCAGCCCCGGACUCCCCUGCUUUGGGAGUCACAGUUAGCGGAAACGUCCAGAAGUAUGCCAUUAAAAAGAAGAAGAUUCUCAACGCGGAGGAGAGUGAGCUGUUUGAGCUGACACAGGCUGCAGGCAUCUCCAUUGAUCAAGAAGUCUUCAAGAUCAUUGUAGACCUCUUGAAGAUGAACGUUGCUCCCCAAGCCGUCUUCCAGACGCUGAAAGCCAUGUGCGCAGGUCAGAGGGUAGCUGACAUCUCACUAGGAGACUCCUCCUCUGCCUCUCACACGACCACCGCCAACACAGCAACUCCGUCAGAACCCCGAGAAGAUGACACUGUAGUGUCAGUCAAGAGCAGUAGGCCCCCGGCUCCUCCCCCCUCCAGCUCGGGCCCCAGAGCCUCCCGGGGCAACACUAAGAUCGGGGUCCACGGCCCCCAAGAAGCUAGCUCUUCACACCCUCAAGUGCGCAGCAAAGCAGGCGUGGCUCACGGUGACAAGACCAGCAGAGACAGAGAGGGUUCCAGCCAGCGGCUGCAACGACAGGCCAGCGCCACCAGGGGGCAGAAGACCACAAAGAGUUCAGCAAGCAGCAGCUCCUCCUCACAGAUGACCUCCAACUAGCCCACAGGAGAAUCCUUCUCUCUCUGAGGUCACCAAAGCCUCCCCCACGCUGACCUCUGACCUUUAUGUCCAUACUGGGUUGAGUCUCUCAAAACAUCCAAUAAACGCUUACUGCUGGAUGGAUGAGUUUUUGAGAGUGAGAAUGUUGAAGUUUCACUUGAUGAUCGCGCAGAGUGGAGUGGAUGACAAAUACUAGAACAUUCCCAAACAACAUUUGGGGUCUGUUCGGUACAAAAACGAUUCAAGUUGUAGGUUGUGUUUUUGGGGGAUUUAAUACUGUGCUUCUGUCUGCAUCUGUUGCCAAUGUUUUAUAUUUGCUUGUACGGUUAUUGUUUAUCAUUUGGACUAAAUGGACACUGAAUAUAUUGUAAGUGUAAUGGAAUAGCCCUCAUUGUGGGGAACCAACUGUUUCUAUACUGUUGUAUUCAUUGGGAACGCAAUAAAAUGUUACUCUUUUGAUACCA
Osmerus eperlanus (European smelt) is the source of this 1447-nucleotide messenger RNA. It is a transcript of the gene mzt2b, whose product is annotated as mitotic spindle organizing protein 2B. Lineage: Eukaryota; Metazoa; Chordata; Actinopteri; Osmeriformes; Osmeridae. The transcript is spliced from 5 exons. Bases 339 to 983 code for a protein of 214 amino acids. The record is from RefSeq and is a predicted model, not a curated record. Gene Ontology annotation, cellular component: spindle; centrosome.